Molecule: messenger RNA, 7152 nt
Organism: Macroventuria anomochaeta
Lineage: Eukaryota; Fungi; Ascomycota; Dothideomycetes; Pleosporales; Didymellaceae
Exons: 4
Coding region: 488-7036 (2182 amino acids)
Biological process (GO): piecemeal microautophagy of the nucleus; reticulophagy; autophagy of mitochondrion
Cellular component (GO): extrinsic component of membrane; phagophore assembly site
Molecular function (GO): phosphatidylinositol-3-phosphate binding
Source: RefSeq, a predicted model, not a curated record
CGUGACUGCUGCCCAUCACCUAUCAGAUGCAUGAGUCAUGGUCCAGCUCGGUAUAUCGAUAAGGUUGGUGGGGAAGCACCCGACCCUUGUAACUCGUGCGGCGGAGGACAUCAUCUGCCUGGACAGCCGCAUGAUGCACAUCCACCUAGGCCCUCCGCCCUGCAUUAUUAUCCUCCCGUGACACACGCACGUCAACGGCUCGCUGCACGCCACGCGCCUUUACCUUCAUCCUGCAAACGCCUUUGCACUUCACGAUUCUCCGUUCACCUUACGCCGCGUCUCCACGAACGAUACCCCGGCCCCCACAUUACUCCAGCCAAACACCGAGAAGCAGGGUUCAGUCUAUACCGCGGUUCGCCAAAACUACGGGAACACGCAGCAGUCCACCAAACACGUGAACUCAUAUGGAGAUAUUUCCGACACGGCGGUAGGCGCACGACCUGCCUGUAGUCCGUGAACAGGCGCGUCGACUACCGAAACAGUCGCCAUGGCCUUCUUUUCGGCAGUGUCGAGCUCGAUAGGCAAGAAGCUCCUGCUGUAUGGGCUACGGCACAUCGAUAUUCUCGACAAGGACCCCGCCGAGUUCGUAAGCGUCGAUGUCGGCAAGAGGACUACGCUCGAGGUCAGGGAUGUUGGACUGCAUGUCAAGAAACUUGUAGCCCUGCUACAUCUCAAGUUACCAGCCGAGGUCCACCUCUCGUCAGCCAAGGCAUCGCUCCUCCGAGUCACCUUUGUCCUCGACUUCGGCGUUCCACAGAUAUCGAUAGAGGUGGAUGGGAUACAAGUGAAGGCCAGUCUGGUCGAGGAAGCCGAAGACGCCACGACUGGACAGGAUAACAAGCCCUCGCCGCAUCGAGCCCGGUCGUCUUCCCCUCGAGACAGCCUGGGAGACAUAGCGUCAGACGUGGAGGAGCACGUGCCCACUGUCGAUGACCUUGCGAAGUCUUUCAUACGAGAGGAACCCGCCGAGGAGAUACGGGAGCUUGCACAAGAGCUGAAAUCCCAACCGAGCUAUAUGCAGGAGUCUAUAGCUUCGAGCGAUGACGGUGAAGAGGAGGGUUCGGCAGGCGUAGGCGCGCCCCUUGGACUUCCGGCCUACUUGCGGACCAUACUCAACACCGCACUCGAUCGACUCAGUAUCGUGGUCAACAACAUCGACGUGGAAGUGGAGGAUCACACGGAAAUCGAAAUAUCGAGCUCAUCGAAGCCUGGCGAAUCAUCUCCGGUCUCUCUCAACUUCCACAUAGAGCGCAUCGGCAUUGACUCUGUGACUUCAGAAGAACCAAACAUCGACGUCAGCUCAGCUUCAAAGCCACAGAGUGAUACUUCGAGAGUUGGAAAGCGGCGGUUGCGGAUCGAGCAUAUAUGCGCCAGGCUUGUGUCUGAUGCUGAGAGCUUUAUCUCGAUGUCUCAAAACUCGCGGCCGUUAUCACCAGAGACCACGCGCUCGGAGGCCUCCACCGGCCACAGAUCGAAUCAUGAGCGGCCUACGAGCGCAGUGCUAUCACCCACGGAGCCCGAAGCACCGCCACCUCGUAGGGAAGAUACGCUGCCCGUCCUCCUUGCAGAAUCUACUACCUCUCUAGCAAACAAGUCAAUCGAAAAGCUGGGAAGCGAAGCCAACACACCAGUAGCGGCGUCUUUCCAGGAAGAAUCUCCUUUGGCGACGUCUUUCCACAAAGAGCCUCCUCUUGCAGCGUCCGUGGCGACUGUUGACGACGACAGAUUCGCCGAUGCCUCAUCUGAUGAUGGAUUGGAGCAAAGCAGGCACCAAGGCGAGCCAAGUCCGUGCGGGCACACUCUUCCUGCUGCUCCAGGGCUGAGCGGGAGCAGCAUUCUGUACGAUGAUGAGGGAAUUCUCGACUAUGCUCUGCAACACGAUAUGCUUGAUUCGAGAUUCGACGAUGGCCUGGAGGACGAUAUGCGUACUGAGGAACGGCGCCUAGAAAACCUUCAUGGAUCAGUUCCGGACAUAGAAGCUGAACUUUCGUCCCCAGCAAGCGAGGCUUCCACGUCCGCUUUACCGACCGUAUCGGGCCUAGGAGUGUCCUUUGCACAACCGCAAACGACAACCUCACCAUCACAUUCUGUAGGCCAUAGUUCGCUUCAGGAUCCAACCGAUGCAGGCGAAUUACCUAGUCAGUCGUUCACGGAAGAGCAAAGGGGGCCCGCCAGCAAUGUACAAUCGUCAGCGCCCAAUGUGGAAGCUGUGCACGAUAUGACAGGGUCAGCUUUAUCUUCUUCUGAUACGUCUGAAAGCAUGUACAUGAGCGCCAUAAGUGCCGCACCAGUUUUGUCAUCCCAGCGACACUUCCCAGGAGCCUGGGACUCCUUUUCAACCUCAAGCCGCGGCACUGCAUCAGAUCGGUCGGGAUCCGUACCUGAAGAAAUGAUAUCAGGCAGUAUCCUGCAUCCGCUCCCCUAUAUCGAGGACGGCUGCGACACGCCACGACCGGGCAGUCGCCAGAGUGCAGCCGCGACUACACCGCACUUUACUGAGAUUCAUUCUUCGGCUGGCAAUACGAAUACAGCUCAGAAGCAAGCGAAGGUCUUCUUUACUAUCGAUGAAGUCACUGUUUGGUUUCCGUUGGGACUGGAUCAAGGACGAACUUCGGAAUUUGAUUCAAGUGCUGAAUCAGCGGCCGAUGCAUCGACCAUAGGUUUUGCACCAUCAAGACUGGGCGAAGAUUCGAUCUUUGCUGAAAUGCCAGGGUCGUUCUCGAACUACGCGCACUCAACAUCAACGCGCCGUACAGGUUCAAUGGCAGAAUCAUUACGAAAACCUCCCCAAUCCAAGGCUACAGCUAGUCAAUCGGCCCAGCGACCAGCGAAAGCGGCACCCUCGCCGAAUAUCAUUGUCGAUGUCGGUUCAGUGGUAGGCCACGUUGACCUGUCUACUGGCCGCAUCAUGUUUGGUAUGCUGAGCCGAGUACUCAGCGCCUUGGCAAACGAGCCCCAGCAAGGAAAGCCAACCCUAUCGCCCGAGGCUACACUCGACAACGCUGCGAGUACCGUUGAGAUUGCAGUCAAACAUGUCGGUGUGGCAUGGCUAGAGAGUGUUUUAGCUGAGUCGAUAGCGAGUGGCUUCACAACGAGUCGCAUGCUUGACCUGAAGCCAAACGAUGCCCUCCUACGAAUUAACCUUUCUGCACUCCGCUUGACAAGCCGAAGCAGCAUUGAAACAAUGCGCACGAAGCUGCAGAUUGAGAAGCUCGCCAUCUCGUCUCUGGGUACUGACAUCAUAUCCUUUCACAGUACGCGACCUCGGUCCAGACGCUCAGUCAGCAAUCUGUCGGAGCAACUCAGUCAUGAUGUCGAGAUCGACUAUGAGCAAGGUACGGACAAACGGGUCACGAUUGUUACUCGGCCAGUCAAGGUCACAUUUGACAUCCAACAACUUGAUGAUGCUCUGAGCUCUUUUGGUGGUUUUAGUGGUGUCCUCGAGCUCGGCAACUCGAUCAGCUCGAACCAUGCUUUGAAUAGUUCGGUCUUGACUCCAGCACGACCCAAGCCACGGGGUGUACAUUUCGGCGACUCACCGGCAGUUUCUACGUCUCCCGCCCCGACGUCCAAUAUGCCAAAGAUUCAGAUACAGUUGGGCGAAGUGGCGUUCUUACUUAAGGGUCGCAAUUGCGCUGUACAGCUUCAAACAACGACAGUGCGCAUUGCAGUUCGGCAGAGCAAUGUUCGCCUCAAGGUGUCUGAAGUGCAGCUUUCGGGGCCUUACUUGGACGCAGCGCAAAAAGACGCACCCUCACUAGUGGACGCCCGGGGAACGACUGUGAACUUUCUCUACGCACCUGAAGAAGCAGACCUCGCAAGGUUGAUCUCCAUAAUCACCCCAUCGAAAGACCCCUACGAAAACAAUGAAGACAUAUUGAUCGACACUUUCCUUCGACAACGACGCAAAGGCUCUGUUCUAAGGGUCGAAGUCAGUAGCGUAGGUGUUCGAGUGUCCGAUUUGGAGGAGAUGCGUGCUUUUGAAGCUCUUGGAGCAGAGCUCGCUCGCUUAUCCAAAGUCGCCAAAUACCUGCCGGAGGACGAUCGUCCAGGACUACUCACCCUGGCAUCGGUGCAGCAAUUGGAUGUCGGAGUUGCAAUCAACGAAAAGCUCGGGGAUGUCACAGUCGCUGUGCAAAAUGCUUCCAUCGCACACGUGGGCUUCCCGGCUCUGUUUGCGAUGGAAGUGGGUACUGCCUCGUUGAGACGAAAGGAAGAGCUUCUAGUGCACGAGGUGGUUAAGCUACGACCGCAGGAUCAGCUGCCCAUGAUUAUGGUCAGGAUGGUUGGAGAUGAGCUGGAACCUGUGGUGAAGGCAAAGCUAUUCAAUCUCUGUGUUGAGUAUAGAGUCUCGACCGUGAUGGCCGCGCUAGGCAUCGGCGAGGAUGGUACAGUCGAAGACAUUGCUGUAGGCAUCGCAUCGAGCGUGGCAACCAUCAAACGGUCCAAAUCACCGCAACCAAUUAGUCGGCAGUCAUCUCAUGCCGGCUCGCCUUCAGGUCAAGCUAUUAAGCCACUGCAGAUCGAUCUGCUGCUCAGAAGCUGCGCGAUCGGUUUGAACCCUCGCAAUGUACCGUCCAAGGGCUUAUUCGUCUUCACUGAAGCUCACUUGGCAGGCAAGCACACAAAGGACGAUUACUCCGUCCAAUUGGACCUUCGAAAAGCUUCCAUACACGCCAUCGAUGAUGUUGCACGCUUGGAAGAGGAGCAUGAGGAGGCAGCGCUUCGUAGCACAACGGCUGCAAGCCGUCACCUGCAGGAGCUGAGCCGGCUGGGUUUCGUCUCGCUCAGCUCGAUCUCCGCCGCUAAAGUUCUUGUCAAUAUUGCAGGAGAUGGCAAAGAUGCACCGCAACUCGUGAAUGUUGAGUUUAAGAACGAGCUUCUCGUGCUUGAGUCUUGCGCCGACUCUACUCAGACUCUCAUCGAUGUCUUGAACGGCUUGCAGCCGCCGACUCCUCCUUCUACAGCUGAACGGUAUCGCACAGUAGUCCCACUACAGGAGAUGAUGGAGUCAUUUACUGGUGACGCGAUACCUGCCCAAGACGAAGCUGAGGACGAUGACUUCAUGAGUAACGCCGACCUCGUGGAAGACGAAGUACCCACGAACCUCGAGUUUGUGGGAAGCAUCUACAGUCAAGAUCUACCAACCAAUGAGGAGAUGGGCGACAGUAUGCUGGAUCAGGACGACCUUGGAGCGCUAGCAACUACGCCUGUCGUAAGAGAGCGAGGCGAUCGAGGCCUCCUAGAGAGCUUCCAGGAGCUGUAUGAGGUAAACAAGAGUGAGGACAGCUUUGACUUCAGUACGGAUUACUUCCAUGAGUCGGACUCGGACCGCAAGGGCAAAGCUCGCAAGUGGGACUCCACACAGAAUCAAUACCACCUCACGAACGAGUUCAAGACUCCGGAUGCUCCGCUCAAGGUCAGCGUCCGCGACGUCAAUAUCAUCUGGAAUCUUUUCGAUGGGUAUGACUGGCCAAGGACCCGGGCCAUCAUCUCACAAGCUGUGGAUGAUGUCGAAGCUCGUGCCGACGAGCGACGACGGAAACCCAGAGAUGAAGACGAAGAUGACGAUUUCGUUGAGGAGGACUUUCUGUUCAACUCUGUAUGGAUCGGUGUCCCAAUCAAGGAAGAGAAGGGUGCACUCGCACGUCGUAUCAAUCACGACAUUGACGACCUAGCUAGUGAGACAGGAAGUUACGCUACCUCGACUGCUACUCGAUCAACCGGAGCGACUGCCCGCCCACGCAGUGCGAUAAAGCCUGGGCGUCGUCUGAAGCUUGAGCGCAGCAAGCACAAGAAGAUCGCAUUCUCGCUGAUGGGCGUUGCGGUCGACUUGGUUGUGUUCCCACCUGAUUCUGGCGAGACGCUGAACUCGAUCGAUGUUCGCGUACAAGACUUCGAAAUCUUCGAUCAUGUUCCUACCUCGACAUGGAAGAAGUUCGUUACCUGCGUCAUCCCACCUGCCCAACGAGAACUGGACAGGCCAAUGAUCAAUCUGAAUCUCCUUACCGUUAAACCCGUUACCGACCUUGCAGCUUCUGAACUGGUCAUAAGGGUCGCUGUUCUCCCACUGCGCCUUCAUGUCGACCAGGAUGCUCUUGACUUCAUCACACGCUUCUUCGAAUUCAAGGACGACUCGGUCGAGAGGCCCACCGCACCUUCUGAACAGCCCUUCAUUCAACGUCUUGAAGUCCAAGCCGUCCAACUGAAACUGGACUACAAGCCCAAGCGAGUAGACUAUGGCGGCAUCCGCUCCGGCCACACCACUGAAUUCAUGAACUUUCUGAUUCUAGACGGCUCAGACAUCACUCUCCGCCAUGCCAUCGUCUAUGGCAUCACCUCCUUCGACAAGCUCCACAAAACCCUCAACGACGUCUGGAUGCCCGACGUAAAACGCAACCAACUCCCCGGCGUCCUCUCCGGCCUCGCUGCCGUCCGACCCCUCGUCAACGUUGGCUCCGGCGUACGCGACCUGGUCGUCGUCCCUAUGCGCGAGUAUCAAAAAGAUGGCCGCAUCGUGCGCAGCCUGCAGAAAGGCGUGUACGCGUUCGCAAAAAACACAACCAGCGAAGUCGCCCGCCUCGGCGCCAAAGUCGCAAUCGGCACACAGAAUUUACUCGAAGGCGCAGAAGCCUUUCUCAACCCCAACCAGCCCACCUCUCCGCGCCGCUCACCGCGCUCCCAGCACUUAGACUGGACAGGCUCGGACCCACCGUCGCCCGACGAAGAACCACGCGCCGUCAGCCACUACGCGAACCAACCCAUCGGUGUGCGCGCCGGUCUGCGCAGCGCGGCGAGACAUCUUGAGCGCGACUUGCUUACCGCGCGCGAUGCGGUUAUUGCGAUACCUGCGGAGGUCAUGGAGCAAGGGAGCGGUGUUGGGGUUGCGCGCGCGCUGGCGAGGCAUGCGCCGACUGUUAUUCUCAGGCCGGCGGUGGGCGCGACGAAGGCAUUGAGUAAUGCGUUGUUGGGCGUGGGGAAUGCGUUGGAUGAGACGAGUCGAAGGAAGAUUGAGGAUAAAUACAAAUCGUAUUAGGUCGAGACUGUACGGGGUGAGGGAGAUGGCGUUCUUGCGUGUUUGGGUUUCAUUCCAUUUUAGAUUGUUUGCAUAGCGACGGUGCAGCACAAGGUUACCGGCGUCGCAUCUUCACU